Alexandromys fortis (reed vole) is the source of this 7227-nucleotide messenger RNA. RefSeq names its product nuclear receptor interacting protein 3 (gene Nrip3). Gene Ontology annotation, molecular function: aspartic-type endopeptidase activity. Lineage: Eukaryota; Metazoa; Chordata; Mammalia; Rodentia; Cricetidae. Gene Ontology annotation, biological process: proteolysis. Bases 3417 to 4049 code for a protein of 210 amino acids. The record is from RefSeq and is a predicted model, not a curated record. The transcript has 7 exons.
UUCAGGGCCUUUCAGGGCCAUUUUAUGGGCAGUCCUAAAGGCAUGCAUAUCUACUCCCAUUCUGUCCCCUAGAACUCAGUCACAUGGCUCUGCUGUGGAAGGUUAACUGCUCAAGAUGGAGGGAACGAGUAUAUAAGCCUCUGUCAGCCCUUGCUGCUCCUGUGCUCUGUGAAGUAAGAUAGUGUGUGGCACUCAAAUUUUCUUAGUCCAAGCUAGUUAAUCUGUUUUCUUUUUCUCUUACUAUUUUUUUGUUUGUUCUUGUGGGAUUUUGGCUUUUCUUUUUUCUUUCUUUUUUUUUUUUUAAAUUUAUUGCUAGGAAAAUUUUGGUUGGGAGCAAGGAAAAUGUCAGCUAUGUAGCUUCCUAAAAUGUGUAGGCCUGGGGUUGGAGGGGCGACUGAAUGGUUCAGUGAAUGGACUGUCCUUGCAGAAGACCGGGUUGAAUAUUUUCAGCACCCACAUGGUGGUUCACAACCAUCUGUCACUCUAGUUUCAGAGGAUUUAAUAUCUUUUGCUAGCCUCUGAGGGUACCAGGUAUGCACAGUGUCCACAUAUACACAUGCAGGCAAAAUACCCAAACACAUAAAAAUGAACAAAGAAGUAAAACUUAAAAAUAUGUAGACAUGGAGCUGGAGAGAUGGCUCAGUGGUUAAGAGCACUGGCUGCUCUUUCAGAAGACCAGCACCCGUAUGGCAGCUCAUCACUGCCUGUAACUUCAGUUUGAGGGAGUCUGACAACUUCACACAGACACACAUGCUGGCAAAACAGAAAUACACAUGGAAUAAAAAUCAAUAAAUUGUAAAAAUAUAUGUAGACAUAAUAAAAUGAUGUGUCUGAGUUGAAUGUGGGUUAGUUGGCUUCUACAAAUCUGCUGGGGAAAUUUAUCAUAUAUAUUUCUUAUGUCUUGCUCUCUUAUUUUUAUUAUUUCAUUGGUUGAACUUUUUCUAUUAGAUUAAGAACUGAAACCAUAUUUAUGAGCCAUAUUAUAUUUGACUUUAAAAAAACUGAUAGGUCAGGAAUCGGUGGUGCACGCCUUUAACCCCAGUACUUGUCAGGCAAAGGCAGGCAGAUCUCUGAAUUUGAGGCCAGCUUGAUUUACAUAGUGAGUUCCAAGACAGCCAAGACUACACAGAGAAACACUGCCUCUAGAAGAAAAAAAAAAAAAAGGAUCCACUGUAUGCUUUUGAGUUUUGUGGAGAUGUCUUCUUCCAGGGUCUAAGAAUGUUGAGUGUGCUCCUCAGCUUACAGAGGAAGGAUCCAGGAGAAGGAGAGGAAAUACAGAAGAAUGCGACACCAGGCGUGAAUUCAGAGUGAUCAUGCUUAGGCUUCUCUAAGUGUGUUCAGCACGACAGUGUAGAGCGAACAGGCUUUGAUCAGGUGGCCCUGAAAGCCCUAUCUGCAAAUUCAGACUGUCUGGGUCGGUCCUUCUAAGUGGGACUUUGAGAAAUCACCACCCUGCUUUAGGAUGGCUUCAGAUUGUCUGGGUCGGUCCUGCUAAGUGGGGAGAAAUCACCACCCUGCUUUACUAUGGCUUGAGCUAGGAUCCAUCUUAUUAUCGAAAGAGAAGAAAAUGAGGAGUUUCUUUCUAUUGAGGAGCAAAGCGUUCUCUCAGUAUUGCAUCACAAAAUCUGAUGGAGUUAGCACUUCUCCAGCCACCCUUAUCAAGCUAGGAAACAAGCUUUUCCUUCGUCGGUGCUUCGACCUCCCCUUUCCUCAAGGAUACUAAAUUAUAACUUGCUUUGCCAAGAAUCAGGGUAUUUUGGGAAUCUAUUUCUUCUCCUCACUAGAGAUUAGUGAGUCACAGCUCUGACUCCCUUGUUUUGAAAUCUGCGAGGUAGCUUAUAAUAAAGCCUUCCCCUCUGCUAUCCCCUUCCCCAGGACCUUCUGGGAUCUAGACUUCUAAGAGAAGCUUCUUACUCCUUGAAUCAGAGGAGGAAUGUGCUUGCUUAGAAUAGGGAUUAAGUGCUAUCCUUUGAGAGUUUUGAAACAUUAUUAUUGUAAAGUGGGCACAAGAUACAUGUGUAUAGAAAAUGUCUCAGGUCAAAUGACUUAACCUAUGAUAAAGAGGAAAAAAGUAGCGUUCUAAGUGGGCUGGAGGCCACUUUGAGCAGGAAUAGAGGAUCGCUGUCUAGAAACUAUCAAGUUCUGCUGAAGUGCAGACCUGUCAUCUGUUCCUAGCAUUUGCUCCUGACACACAAGUAAAGGAUGUUAAGUUCUCUUCUCAGUCAGUGUCUGUUUCUACUUUUGUUCACUAAACUUAGUGGUAGAGUGUUUGACUGGUAUGUAAAUAUAGCAUACUCUAGGUUAAAUCCUCCAACUGUGGGAAAGAGAAGGUAGAGGGACAGAAGACAGGAAAGAGGAGGAGGAGAGGAGAAAAGUGGAUAAAUGAAUAACAGGGGAGGCCAAGUAUUUUCCAGGCUGCAGGUUGUCAGGAUGGUUCCUGUGGAGUUUGCCUGGUUCCAAAAUGUGUAUGCUAAGAAGUUUACUCAGCCAUCAAUUACUGUCUUCCUGUUCCAUCAGCCAAGCUCGUAACUCCACCUUCAGAAGAGCCAGGGCCACAAGGCACCUGCAAAGUAGAUAUGAAAAGUAAGACUAAAUGGGGUGACAUUUAACAUAGCAGUGAGCAGAGCUUCUGCGUUCCCAUGCCAAUGAGCUGCCCUUUCUAUAUAAGGCACCGACUUACAGUUGUUCAGGAAAAUACAGAGAUCACUUAUUCUAGAAUAAAGCUUCUAUGUCCUGACUUGCCCUUGUAUAGAGAGGAAGGCAGAAGUCCACAUCACCAGGGCUCUUCAGUUCUCUUAAGCCAUAGUUGGUCCCUAUCUCCCUGUAUUAGUUACUUCUCUAUUACUGUGAUAAAACCCCAUGACCAAGGCAGUUUAUUGAAGGAAGGGUUUAUCUGAACUUACGGUUCCAGAGGAUUGAGUCCAUCACCAUCACAGUGGGGAAGCGUGGUUACAGGCAGGCAUGGUGAUUGCAGCUGGAAGCUGAGAGCUGGAAGCUCACAUCUGCAGCCACAAACAGGAAGCAAAGAGGACACCGUGGAAUUAUCGCAGGGCUUUGAAAACUUCAAAGCCUUCCCCAGUGAUAUACUUCCUCCCAUAAGACCAUACCUCCUGGAGGUAGGAACGGAAGCACAGGCCAUGGGUGAAUUCUGUUUAAAGGCUUGCUCUUAUGGCUUGCUCCUCAUGGCUUGUUCAGCCUGCUUUCUUGUAGACCCCAGGAUCACCUUCCGAGGCACAGCACUACUUGCAGUGGGCCGGGCCCUUCCACAUCAAUUGUUAGUCAAGAAAAUGUACCCCAAGCUUUCCUAUGGCCAACCUGAUGGGAACACUUUCUCAACUGAGGAGUCAUCUUCUCAGAUAACCUGAGCUUGUAUCAGGUUGAGAAAAAACUAAGAAGCACACUCCGGAGUCUAUUACAUGUUGGUUUAUAGCAGCUACCCUGACAAUACCAGUGACAUCCUCACUGGAGGGAAGACUAUGAGGCAAAGCUGGAGCUGUUAUCAACCUCAUAACAUUCUGCAGAGGCGCCUCAUGGAAACCAACCUGUCCAAGCUCCGGAGCAGUCGUGUCCCUUGGGCCUCCAAGACCAACAAAUUCAAUCAGUCAAAGUCUGAAGGGCUAAAGAAGUGUGAAGAUGAUGACAUGAUUUUAGUGUCCUGCCAGUGUGCAGGAAAGGACAUGAAAGCGUUGGUUGACACCGGCUGUCAGUAUAAUCUCAUUUCUUCGGCCUGUGUGGACAGAUUGGGACUAAAGGACCACGUCAAAUCUCACAAGCAUGAAGGAGAAAAACUUUCUCUACCACGGCAUCUCAAAGUAGUAGGCCAGAUUGAGCACCUACUGAUUACAGUGGGCUCUCUCCGUCUGGACUGCCCAGCAGCUGUGGUUGAUGAUAAUGAAAAAAACUUGUCGCUUGGUCUUCAGACUCUUAGAUCCCUGAAGUGUAUCAUAAAUUUGGAUAAGCGUCGGCUGAUCGUUGGGAAGACAGACAAAGAAGAAAUCCCUUUCGUGGAGACAGUUUCUUUGAGUGAAGACAACACUUCAGAAGCAUAAUUGCAGCCCGGAGCGUGUCUGCAUGUGCAGAUACACCAGUUUGACAGACUGAGAAAAUUGGGUUUGAAUUAAAUGCAGUAGCAACUUGCUAUGGACCAAGUCCUUCCCUCCAGUACAUCCUGCAGGGGCUUCUUCCCACUCAGACCUUUCUAGACUAUAGUCUGUGCUUAGAGAUCUUGUCUGGUUAAUGGCUUAAUGGUUAAACAGCCAUUGUUUUUUACUUCUUUGAAUAUUUAAUUUAUAGACCCCUUUUGACACUGCCAGGUCUCAUUUGUGGCCUAUUUCUCUGCUUAUUACAAGAAUUUGCUUUUAUUAGUCCAGUGUAGGGGCUGCCAGGUUCUAUUUCUCCACAGAUAAUGCUUUCUUUAAAUAGUAAAAUAGAUAGUAAAUAGGAACCUCUUUUUAGCUAUUUCAAAGAGAUAUAGAAACAUGUCUUGAAGUUAGAAUCUCUUCUAAUGAAGUGAUUGAUUUUUCCAAUGUGACCUGAUCUGAAAGAUGUCUCAGAGAGAUCAUCUAUGUAGUCCAGACAUUUCAUUUAAAUACACAGACAGGCAAGCGUAUCAUCUACACUUAGAUAUUAAGUCAGUGGCAGAAGACAGCCAGAAUCAGCCUCACAUAUAAACCAAGGCUUUGUGCUGCUUCAUUUUCCCCAAGCCUUAAGAGGAAGGCAGCAAGGUUAGAGUGCAAAAACAGGAGGGGUCCUGGAUGUGGGCUAGUGUUGGAGCGCUUGUCUGGUGCACAAGGUCUGGGUUCAAUCUCCAGCACCAGAGGCAGAGAGACGGCUUGGUGAUUAAGAGUGUUUGCUGCGCAAGCAUGAAGACUGCCGUUUGGAUCCCAGUACCCAAACAAAAGCUGGACCUAGUCCUACACACGCCUGUGACCCCAGAACUGAAGGGCUGAAGACAGGAUAACUGCUGGGACUUUCUAGCUGCCGGUCUAACUAAGAGAGGGAGAGAAAGAGAGAGAAAGAAAGGCAGGAAGAGACCCUGCCUCAAAGGAACAAAGUGGGGAGUGACAGAGGAAUAGAGGAUACCCAACAUGUCCCUCUGGCCUCUGUGAGCGUGCACAGGUGCACAGCUCCACACCAGGAAAAAAUGAGAGUGAGGGGGUGAAAACAGGCUGCAAAGAUGAGACAAGUGUCUCACAGUGAACUGAACACGAGAGAAAGAAACUACAGAUUGGAAGGGUUAUUAGCUCCAGACAUACCACUAAUAAUCUAAUGGUUACCAUCAGAUACUGAUUAUCCCAAAGAACCAGUCAGAAUUUCUGUCUGUCUUGUUACAUGUCACAAUGAUUCAAGUAGCUGGAAAGAGAGGUAGAAAGGAAAACAAAAGCCAAAGUGAGACCAGAAUAGGGCGAGGAGACUGAGUACACUCAGUCAGUGGGAAAGCCUACCUGGGAAAUGUUCCUGGGAUUGAAACCUCCAGGUAGGGAACUGACGAUUGGGAAACCCCUCAGUACAAAGAAAGAAUGGCAGCUGGCAGUGUUAAGAACCAUUAGGGGCUGGGUGUGGUACUUGCCUUUAAUCCCAGCACUCAGGAAGCUGAGGCAGAGGCAGGCAGAUCCCCGAGUAUGAGACUAGCCUGGUCUACACAAUGAGUUCCAGGCCAGUCAGCGAUACACAGUCUCAAAAGACAAACAAAAGAGAACAAGCUUUAUAACUGCCAAGUAUUUCCUGACCCAUCUCAGUGGUUUGGGGACGUCACAGGGUAGUAGUUGUUGUUAUUUUGUUUUUUGCUAGUGUGUCGUCUCAGGCAUAGAGGUCUCUAUAAUGGAAUCUCCCCUGCAGUUCAGUUAUAGAAGUAUUUGGCUAAGUCAGAAAACUAUCCAACUGUGAGUAUCCCUUCAAGAUUUUCCCAAGUCUACCCUUGGCUCAUAGCAGUUCUCAGACUUUGAAUCUUGUCUAGUGUUCCAGCCAUCAGCCUGCCUAUGAGCGGCUUCCCACGUGGGAGGACUGUGCCCCUCCCACCGAGCCCUCCCUGCUCUUCUGUUUAUCACAGAACCACACCAGUCUGCUUGUUGCAGGACAGAGCAGGAAGAAAGCGCCCCUCAUUUCCCUACUUGAGAGUCCACUCCAAGCCUUGACUCUAGGCUGCCAGGGAAGCAUACUGCAGGCUCCUUCUAGUGUCUCUUUAUUUGGAUUUCCCGAGGACCAAGAGAGGCCAGGAAUUCUCAGGUUCCUGAAAGAUGCAAUUGAUGCUGGUCCUUUUGAGUUCAGUGCGGUAUGACACUAGGGUAACUAGAUGACCGUUAGUGUUUCUUUUGGGCUCAAGCAUCAGUCAGUGAUUUUUUUUUUAAUUUGGAAAUAGAAACAACUGGGGUAAACUGUACUUGAUGUCCUGUUCAUUCAGCUUGUAACCAAGUUAUUUUUAAUUCCCAGGCAUAAGAGACGCCUAAAAUGCUUCAAGAUAAGUAUAAGAAAUCUUGAUAUUCAUUAAUGCUUGUUUUGUUUUUUUGAGACAGGAUCUUAUUAUGUAGCCUUGGCUGACCUGGAACUCAAUAUAUAGAGGAAGCUGGCCUUGAACUCUCAUAAAUACAUCUGCAACUGCUUCCUGUCAUUAACACUUUUUAAAUGCUGCCAAAUUCUCUUACAGCUUCUGUCUCCCCAGUGUUCACAAGGGAUACUGGCCUGCUUUUGGGAGCUAGCAAAGUAAGAAGUAAAUGAGUUUUUCCUAGUCAGGAAUUUAGUGUUCCUAAGGGUGUAAGAAAGUGUCUACUACAUCAUUUCUGAGUCCCAGGGAAGUAGUAGACAUCCCUGGCUGUCCUGGAAGUUGUUCUAUAGACCAGGCUGGCCUCAAACUCACAGAGAGCUGCCUCUCAUUCCUUAAUAGAUAGCACAUACAGGAAGUGGAAAAAAUUACUUUUGAUAUUUCUAUGUCUAGCAAUGUCUAUGAGGAAAGGAUAUCUUGACUUUCCUUUUCCUGGCUCUGCACACAGUCCACUAGUAUGAUGUUGUGUUCCUUAGCUCAGAGCACUAUAGAUUGGAUUACCCAGCUACCCUUGCUCUGUGUAGUAGAAAUACCUUUUCAGGCUGGGGACAUGGAGGAGAUGAGCUGGAUUCCUCCCUCCUUCUGUUGCCAGGUCUCUCUGCAUUAGCACUUUAUCUGCUCAGUGUUUCUGACUGUACUGAGCUUAUUUGUGACAAUGAUGUAUCAAUAAACUGGAAUCUUUCCCUCUG